AUGAGUUAUGGAUUGGAAAGAUUGCAUCUAACACAUAUUUGCCCACUUUGUCGAUUGUGUCGUGGACGGGUAUGUUUGAUAGUCAAAUGUGGGAUUGGAGAACAAUUUGCCAUUGAUUUAUGUAUUCAAAAACCUUGGCUUUCAAAGAGAAAUAAGGAAAUUUACAAAAUAUUUAUGGCUCAUCGAAAUAAUUCGAUUGAAACGAGACAUUUUAUAAUUGUCAUUAAAGAAAGAAUGAAGGAAAUAUUUCAGUAUUUUAGAUUAUUGAAAAAACAAUCACACGAUGAGUAUAAAUUUCUGUUACAAUAUUAUUCGGUAUUGGAUGAAUUUUAUAGUGAUUUAUUGGAUGAAUUGAAUUUGAUUUCAUCACAAUAUUUAAAACCUCAAAUGAGAAAUAUUUCUAGGAUUGACAUUCCCAAACAACCAAAAUUAGUUGAUCCCUAUCUACUUCCUAUAAGACCAACAGAUUGGAAUGUUAAUAAUAUUGAAAACAAAUUAAAGUGGGAUUUUACUCUUUUGCGAGAUGACAAUACUAUUCAUGAGCAUGAUGCUUUAUUGGAGGAAGGAGAGGAUGAUGAAUAUCAUGUUAAAUAUCAAUCAUUGAUAUUGUCAAAUAGAAAGGCUAUUAUUGAACCAUUGAAGGAUUGUGAUAUCUUUUCAUUUAAUCCAAAGAAGAGGAAAUUAUCAGUUUCAACAUCAAUAGAUUCUUCAUCUGAAUCUGAUGAAGAUGACUUAAAUGAGUCACUUUCAAAAGAAUCAAAAAUUACAGAUAUUGGCAACGAGUUUGAAAUGGAUUUAUAUCAUAAUGAUGGAUAA
This is a messenger RNA of Naegleria gruberi, 816 nucleotides long. RefSeq lists its product as uncharacterized. The transcript has a single exon. Lineage: Eukaryota; Heterolobosea; Eutetramitea; Acrasida; Naegleriidae. The record is from RefSeq and is a predicted model, not a curated record. The coding region runs from base 1 to 816 and encodes 271 amino acids.